Camelina sativa (false flax) is the source of this 594-nucleotide messenger RNA. The record is from RefSeq and is a predicted model, not a curated record. NCBI's taxonomy places the organism in Eukaryota, Viridiplantae, Streptophyta, Magnoliopsida, Brassicales, Brassicaceae.
GGCCAUGCCCCCAUGUGGCUUCAACCAACACCACAACGCAGAUAUAAUAUAAUAGAGAGCAAUUAAGAGAGAGAAAGAUCAUAACAUUUAAAAGAGAUAUAAAGAAGAAUGGAAGAAUUGGACAUAGUGAUUGUUGGAGGUGGUAUUGCUGGUCUUGCAACUUCACUUGCUCUUCACAGGAAGGGUAUAAAGAGCGUUGUGUUGGAGAGAUCAGAGUCCGUAAGAUCAGAAGGAGCAGCGUUUGGUAUUCAGACUAAUGGCUGGCUUGCUCUUGAACAACUUGGUGUUGCUGAUAAGCUUCGUCUUAAUUCUCUUCCACUUCCUCAGAUAAGAGAUGUUUUGAUCGAAAAAGGGAUCAAGCGAAGAGAAUCGGUCGGACCAGCGUCGUAUGGAGAAGUAAGAGGUGUAAUAAGGAAUGAUUUGGUCCGAGCUUUGGCUCAUGCUCUUCCUCUUGGAACUCUACGGCUUGGUUGCCAAAUUGUGUCGGUCAAGCUUGACGAAACAACGUCGUUUCCGAUUGUACACGUUCAAAACGGAGAACCUAUUAAAGCAAAGGUUUUGAUUGGCUGUGACGGAUCAAAUNUUGUUCCCUAA